Entrophospora sp. SA101 is the source of this 1374-nucleotide messenger RNA. The record is from the annotation of a GenBank genome assembly. NCBI's taxonomy places the organism in Eukaryota, Fungi, Glomeromycota, Glomeromycetes, Entrophosporales, Entrophosporaceae.
AUGGUUUCUCUCAAGUACUCAAUAUUUAACCAAAAAGGACAAGCUAAUAAAAUCAUUGCAAUGGAAGUUCCUCUUACCAAUAAUGCUUAUGCCCCACAACCACAACCACAACCAUUACAAUCACAGCCCUUACAGCCACAACCAUUAAAACCACAACCAUUAAAACCACAACCCUUACAACCACAACCCUUACAACCACAACCCUUACAACCACAACCACAACCACAACCCUUACAACCACAACCCUUACAACCACAACCCUUACAACCACAACCCUUACAACCACAACCCUUACAACCACAGCCAUUAAAACCACAACCAUUAGAACCACAACCACAACCACAAACAUUACAAAAUGUUUCUGCUCCUACUCCUCCACUUCUCACCACCGCCACUAAUAACUCUUCAACUUCUCCUUCAAAAACAUCAAGAAAGGCAAAUCUGAGUAAUCAAGAACACCAGGGGCAAGGAAACCCUCAACCAUUAGCAUUUACCACGCCAUCGAAUCCAUCAUUUGAAGCAAAUUAUUAUCCAAAUAUUGGUAAUGAUAAUAUCAAUAACAAUAACAAUUCACCUAGUACACCACCAUUAACGACAAAAUCAAAUCAAAAACCACUUCCUUAUAACGCGUCGUCAUCAUCAUACUCUGAUUCUUCUUAUUCGCAUAGUCAUAAGAAAAACAGUUCGCAUUACGGUAAUGAUGGAAUUACGCCAUCAUAUUCUACAAAAUCGGAAGAUUCAAAUGGUAAAUAUAAACCAAAACCACCAAAUCCUUCAUCUAGCCAUAAGAAAAAGAAAAGAAGACGUAGGGAUGAAUGCGAUUUCUCUGAUUGUUGUACAGUAUGUGGUUGUAUCAGAUGUACAUGUACCCUGUGUAUAAUAGUUUUGGCUAUCAUAUUUAUUCUCAUUGGAUUGGCUGCGUUUGGUUUUGCAAAAACUAUACCAGGAAAAUGUCAAAAUAUUUGUGAUCCAAAUAUAUCAAUCAAUAAUUCUACUAAUUCUAAUGUUAUUACUCCAAACUCCUCCAAUAAUCUUAAUUUAGCGCCGUCAGCUAAUAAUGACGAGAGUAAUUUUAGUUUCAGUGAUAACGCUUUGACGGAUUCUGCGACAAACACUGCGAAUGAUGCAAUAGAUGACGGUAAAGAUAAGUGUAAUACAAUUUGUAAAAAAGGGGUUUUUGACGCGUUAUAUUAUGGCGGUAUCGGAUUUAUUGCUCUUGGUGGAUUCAUGCUUGCUAUACAAGUAUUUUGUAUGCUGUGUAGGAUUGGUUCGAGUGGAGAGUUGAUUAAAAAGAUAGUAAUAGGUGAAGGUGAUUUUUGUAACUACAGUCAACCUCCCUUAUGGUCACGCCUUUCUGGACAGAUAAAACUGUGA